AUGAGGGCGGGGCGGGCGCGAUGGCGUGUGCUCGCGGCGCGCUGCCACCCGGGGGCGUCAGAUGGCAGGGGGGCGUCGGCGGAGGAGGCGUGCCGCGCGGUCGACGAGCUGGCCGGCAUGAAAUCGGAGGAGGUGGAGGUGUGCAUCCUGUCACACCCAACUUUGGAGGAACUAGGCUGCAAGCUGAAGGAAUGGAGGCCCCAGUUAGUGUACAUGUUUGGGGGGAUAGAACCAAAUGGUGACCAGCUGAAGGCGUCUCUGAUACCCCUGAGCUUUAAGGGAAGCAACGAACAAGAUGCAAAAGAGGACAACACCAGACCACCGGAAGCCAAAUCCUUCUCCAGUCUGUUUGAUGGAGCUGAUGUCACUGCUCUCUACAUUGAUGCCCCAAUCUCUCAGAAUCAAUUGGAUUUGCUUCAAGUCCAUGACAUUCCCUAUUUAAUUUGUUGGCCGGACCACGCUGCAACAUCAUCAGUGGUAGCAGCCCAGUUCUCCCACACGUUCAUGGCGAUGCUUCGGAGCCCCUCUGCCAGCAUAUGCGAGUCUUUCGCACUGGCAAGCCGGGUGGUGCAGAUGCUGUGCGAGUCGAUCGUUCGUGACAGGCCACAGGUUCGGCUGCUGCCCCAGAUGAUCUCACAAGAGGAACCGAGACUUCCUGACAGCACCAGUGUGCCUACCACAGCCAUUCCAGGUGUUGACUUCUGUGAAGACGGUGUGCCAGAUGUGGAAGGAUGGGAGGACGUACGCCUGCUUGCACCAAAGGCUGAACUGAAGCUCUUGGUGUGUGGGAGCACUGCAGCCAUCGAUGCAAAGCGCCUGAGCUACCUAGGUGAAGCUCUCAGGGCGCUGUUGCUGAUGGAAAUGAGGCUUUUAACGGUGGUCCACAUGGCGCCCUGUGAACGGGUCCCUUCCCACCUGACGAAUGGCUGCACCGCCAUCCGGUGUGACAUCAGCAGUGCAAGCGGUGCCAAUGCUGUUGUGGUCCUUGGCGGCCCACCCGCUGUGCUGUCCAACCAGAUGCUUGUGCAGCAUGCACUGCGGCAGACCCUUGUGGUGGACUCGCUGUGCCUCCAGUUUCGGCUGCCACCACCUGGGGUGCCAGCCCCUGCAGCCAGGAGCUCCUCUGCCAUCGCUGGGGGCACCCCUGUUGUGGACACACAGGUUGUGACAUCUGUGUGGGCCGUGCAAGUCCUGCGGUGCCUGUGCCAGGACUCAGCAUUCAGAGGCUUGGUGUCAAUGGGCAUCGCGGGUGUUGGCGGCUCGGCAGUCACAAAUUUCAAGGCUGGUGACACUGCUCGGUUCAACACACUCGUCACGGGCAUGCAGCCAGAAUCGGGUGGCAGUGGCAUCUUGUGUUCGGCCCAGGACCCUUCCGUUCAGGGCAGCAUAGCCUCCUUCAAUGGCAGUCCUGCCCCACCAGGGCCGCUCUCAGCCAUGCAACCAGCCCAGGGAGAGGCCGCUUCGCCGAUGGAGGUGGAUGGGGCUGACGGAGGUACAGGACUCGCGGAGGACCCCAAUGCUGAUAUUGAGGGCAAUGGUGUUGGGUGGACGAGGAAACAGACCAACACUGUGAACAAGCCAAGCAUCAGUGGGAAGAGCUACAAAUCAAACAGACCGUCGCUUGAUCAGUGCACAGAGCAGGACUUUCUGGGUGACCUCAUAGCCUUCUUGCAGGAACGAAGAGGGAAAGUCAUCGACCUUGAAAAGUUCCCAGAGGCAGUGCUGAAUGGUGUCAAAUUGGACUUGUUUAACCUAUACAGAGAGGUGUGCUCAAGGGGGGGCUUCAGGGUCGGCAAUGGCAUCAAUUGGAAGGGGCAGGUGUUCCCCCAGAUGAGAAACUGGACGGAGCAUCACAGAAUGACCGGCGUUGGAAACGCCCUGAAAAGGCAUUAUCAGACUUACCUGUGGGAGUACGAACAGGUUCACCCUGAGGACGUCAUCGGCGACAGGUGCUCAAUAUGCGGUGGUGGGGAUGAGGUGGGGACGGAUUGGAUAUGUUGCGAUGGGUGCCAGAGGUGGGCUCAUUUUGGGUGCGACCAGAGGGACAACAUGGGCACCUUCAAGGACUAUGCGACAGGGGAGGGCAGGAACUUCUACUGCCCUCGCUGCCACGAGCGUGGUUCGUGA
Molecule: messenger RNA, 2127 nt
Organism: Ostreobium quekettii
Lineage: Eukaryota; Viridiplantae; Chlorophyta; Ulvophyceae; Bryopsidales; Ostreobiaceae
Source: the annotation of a GenBank genome assembly